Molecule: messenger RNA, 1968 nt
Organism: Aspergillus pseudonomiae
Lineage: Eukaryota; Fungi; Ascomycota; Eurotiomycetes; Eurotiales; Aspergillaceae
Gene: ugd1
Product: UDP-glucose dehydrogenase
Exons: 3
Coding region: 1-1968 (655 amino acids)
Biological process (GO): polysaccharide biosynthetic process; glycosaminoglycan biosynthetic process
Cellular component (GO): cytosol; nucleus
Molecular function (GO): NAD binding; UDP-glucose 6-dehydrogenase activity
Source: RefSeq, a predicted model, not a curated record
AUGAUUGCGGAAAAGGAUAAUCGCCCGAUGGACAUUCCGUCUUCUCCACUAGGCACCUCGGAGGGGAGUUUGUAUGAGGACUCAACGCCUCCUACGACUCCAGCUUCAAGUCCUUUAUUCGGUGCCUCCAAGGGAGACGACCUCGUCUUGUCAAGCUUUCCGUCUCCAUCGGCUACUUAUAAUCUCGGCUCCGAGCAGAAGGUACACGACAUUCCCAGCGUUGCUGCACUUUGGAGGCCCUCGGCGGGACUGGUCCAAAAUGUCUGCGUCGUGGGCGCGGGGUAUGUAGGUGGGCCGACCGCUGCAGUCCUCGCGCUCCAUAACCCGUCCAUCGCAGUUGAAGUCGUAGAUCGAGACCCUCGUCGCAUUCAGAGAUGGAAGUCACCACAUCUUCCCGUCCAUGAACCAGGCCUGGGCAAUGUUGUCCGCGUAGCGAGGGACGGCGCAGAGUUUGUCACUUCGAGUGCUUCUAUUGCAGCCAUAUUAGGGGACGUGAAGCGGAAGCCCAACCUAUUCUUUACAUGCGACUCAGCUCGGAGCAUCUCUCGCGCUGAUAUGGUCUUCCUUGCGGUGAACACGCCCACCAAGUCGUUUGGGUUAGGCGCUGGAAGAGCGACUGAUAUGACGGCUGUCGACGAGGCUGUGCGAGAGAUUGCGCAACACGCAAAACCUGGCGCAGUUAUCGUGGAGAAGAGUACGGUGCCGUGUGGCACAGCUCAGCGAAUCCGCCAAAUGUUCGCCUCCCUUCGACCAGACGUCCCCUUCGAGGUUCUCUCCAAUCCAGAAUUCCUUUCCGAAGGCUCAGCCAUCGACAACCUCGUCAAACCUGACCGUGUCCUCAUCGGAUAUUCAGAAACACCAGCAGGUCGCCGUGCAGCAAACAUGCUCGCAAGUCUAUACUCCACCUGGGUACCCGCAUCACGUAUCCUUGAAAUCAACUCCUGGUCUUCAGAGCUAUCCAAGCUAGUAGCCAACGCCAUGCUCGCCCAACGCAUCAGCAGCAUCAACUCUAUCAGCGCCAUCUGCGAGAAGACCGGCGCCGAGGUUGACCAAGUCGCCAAAGCCGUGGGCAUGGAUACACGUAUUGGACCACAAUUUCUCAAGGCCGGGCUGGGAUUCGGCGGAUCCUGCUUCCGCAAGGACAUCGCCAGCUUGACAUAUCUGGCUGAGUCCCUGGGGCUGGACGACGUCGCGCAGUAUUGGGAUCAGGUCAAUGUCAUGAAUGUACUGCAGCGGAGCCGGUUCGCCAGGAAAGUUAUCGAUCGAUUCGAGGGCAAUCUGCAGGGUCGUAAGAUUGCCUUGCUGGGCUUUGCAUUUAAGAAGGAUACGGGAGAUACGCGCGAGUCUUUGGCAGCUGAUGUGGUCCGGCUUUUGAUGGAGGAGCGGCCGAUGGAAAUCGCGAUUUAUGAUCCUUACUGUCAGGAAGAGGAUAUCCUCCGGGAGCUGGAAAUGGCACAGGCUAAUCACUCAGAGAAGAAGAGUGUCGUGAAGGUUCUUGCAGAUCCUUACCUGGCUUGUUCGCAGGCGCAUGCUGUUCUGGUCAUGACGGACUGUGACCAGUUCAAGAAUGUUCCUGCUAACCCUCGCGGUCGUUCGUUGUCGAUCUGUCAGACAUCUGUUGCUCGAGCAGACCAGGAGGUAUAUGAUAGCCUGGCUGAGGUGAUUAUGUCUCCUGCUAAACCAGAAGAGGAGACUUGGGCUUUCAAUGGAAUAUCCUACCGUCUUGUCCCGCAAGAGGCUUGUGCCGCUAAUUGUGCAUCUUGCCGCUCGAUAUCGAGCCGACCUGCAACGGCCGAACCGCUGGAGUGGGCGCGUAUUGCUUACAACUUGAAAGAGCCCAAGUGGGUGCUUGACGGCCGGUGUUUCCUGGACGUACGGGAGAUGGAGAAAUUAGGCAUUCAACUGGAUACUGUUGGACGGCGGCCUGGUGCAUCACAAUCGAACGAUACUACUAGCGUUGGGAUUUGA